UUGUUGAAGAUCUUCUCAGGGAGUGAACCUGGUGGGAUGGAUCAGAUUCUGUAUGAGAUGAGGUCCAAAGCCUUAUGCCGUCUUCAGUCCUACUGGCUGCCCCAGUACCUCUGCUCCUGUAAGCUCUCCAUCACCAAACUGAAAGAGUGUGCCUCCAUCGCCAAAGAGUACGAGGACAUUGCCUCUAACCUCACCCUGGUAGAGAUCCCAGCUCUGCUUGACCCACUGGGGUGGAGUCUGGGCUCGCCACCAUCAGAGGGCCCUACAGUGACCCGGACCUACUGCUCCAAAGUCAGGAAGAGGCUGCUGUGGAGGGCCCAUCAGAGGCCUGGGACAGGACUUAGGGUUGGGGCAGCAGGGAUGCCCGAUGGGCCGGCCAUGCAGCAGUGGUUGCCCAUGGCCGGGGACGGAGACCAGGGAGAGUGUACCAAUAUUGUGCACCUCAUGAGCAGGCAUGGGGAGGAGAUUGUGGUCAGUGGGGACAAGACACAUGGGGGCAAUGGCAAAAGGGAGGGCAGAAGCAAGAGAGGAGGAAGUGGGAGCUCAAAGAUAAGUACCAGUACUCCACUCCUCAGAAAGGUGAGCUCUGCUAGUCUUGGGCACAGAACUGCACCCCUCCCUGUCGUGCCCAUACUCCCCUCCAAGAGCCUGUCCAAUCUGGACAGCAGCAGCACUGACCCCAAUCCCCCUCAUGCCUGUAUGGAGACCCCCAUCUGCCACCUUCCCUCCAUCACCACCACCCCUGUCACCUCUACUCCCGAUCCGCCUUCCAGACCGGUCUGGGGAACACCACACUAUGAUGAGCACCUCUCCCUGGCCCUGUCCGCUGAUGCUCUUGCUGGGGGUCCCUAUGAGAAUUUCCUGAGGGUCAGUGGCCAGAGGGUCAUGCUGCACCACCUGGGACUGUGGCAGGAGCUGGAUGGCUUCCUCAACCUCCUGCUCAAGAUGGAGGAUGGCCCCUCCAAGGCUCUGAGACAGGUGCUGGCUAGAAAGAUCAUGGCUGUGUACUUGAGUGAUGCGUGGCAGUGUGUUAGUCGCCCUGAGGGUGAGUGGUGCACCACCUACCUGACCAAAUCCACCGUCUGCCACCUCAUAAACCUCCUCCCCUCUGGCAAUGUGAUGCCCUGGAUCUACACGGCUAAGCAGGAACUGUGCCAGAUUCUGGGUCCAGCCUACAAUGCAUUUCUGGAUGAAGAAGACAAAGUCAUUCUCUUCUAUCUGUUCACUCAGAAUGAGGUCAAGGGGAAAGUGAGUCGUAGAGCUACAGCGCCCUCCAGUGCUCCCACUGCGCCAGAGCAGCAGGUGAGGAGGAUGAGGGAGGCUCUAGCUCUCUGUCAGGCCUGCGCUGAGCCUCUCACUGAGGAGACCUGGGCCCUGCUGCCCCUAGAGGACGUCAGGACAGGAGGCUCUGUUCACCUGCACUACAGAAAGACCAAUCUUUAUGACCUUCCGUUUGAAACCCUGGCUGAGAAGUACCCCAAGGUGGCUGUGGAGGCAAUCAGUAAAACUCACAGACUCUACUAUGACUGGAAGCCAGUACAAGAGGAGACAAAGAAGCCAGUGGUGACAUCCAGUCCCAAGAAGUCAUUCCACCUGAUGAAGGACAAGGACCACAGCUUUGCCGAAAAACCCUCCAUGAGACCAAGGUUUUUAGAGGAGGUGAUGAGAAGUCCCACCAACCUGGACUUCUUCAAGCGUUACCUGAGGGCCUAUGAUGCUCACGGAGCUCUGAACUUCUACCACGAGGUGGACAAACUGCGGCACGUCGACAGCCUCCUCCAGAAGACCAAGAUCAACAGCAUCGUGUCCCGCUUCCUCAGACGAGCAGACGCUAAGGAUUAUCUUCAGUGCAGCGCCAACCUCAUCUCUCAGAUCCCCAAGAUGAGAUAUGUUUCUCCAGACAUCAUUUUUGCAGCUCAGGAUCUGGUUAUCAAAUCUCUGGAGGCAACCUGGUUCAAAAAGUACCAAGAGACCUUUCCUCCUUGUACCAAUGUUACUGACACCAGCACAAGAACCAUCGUCCUUACAAACAAACUAAAACAUGUGUGGAGCGUCUUCUCCGGGUUCAUCAAAAGCAUCUGUAAAUUCCGACAUGCCAUGAAGGACAAUCUGACCAGAAGCAAGUUUGAGGGCUACCUCAGACACAACUGGCAAGACUUCUCUCUACGGUACAUGCCAUCAAUGGGAAGCCGGCAAAUUGAAUCCGUUGACCUGUCCUCGGAGGAGGUAGACUCGUCCCACUUGAAGAGGCGAGUCAUCAACCACAAACUGAUAACAGUGGAGUUUCUUGUUAACGAUCUGUCGUUCUACCUGGAGACAGAGAGUUUCAGGAACAUGGCAGACUCGGGCACUAUGAUGGCGUCUGCGGGCAUGUAUGGGGAGAAUGACAAUGCUCUGCUACACCAGAAAGCAGAGAUGAUCAUCAAGCUCUUUCUCAAGUCAGAGAUCUCUCCCAAACUGAGGGUUAACAUAGCAGAAACUGCCAGUGAUUCCAUCCAGCAGGCCUUUGCCAUGGGCAAGGUGGACCGAGGGCUCUUCCAUGAAGCCAUCAUGGCUGUCUUCCCUAACCUCAUCUUCUGCUGGAAAAAAUUCUGUAGCCAAAAGGUGAAAAAAGGUAUAGUCGGAGAUAAUUCUAAGAAAGAAGACUCCACCGAGCUUCAUGACUACCUCCAUCCCUUCAACUCUGACUGGUACCGGAAGGUACAAACUACCAUGUCCAUGAUGGACGAUUACACCACCCUUAGGUUUACUGUGCAUGAUGGUCUCAAUCUGGUCCUCCCUCAAACCAGACUAGAAUUGUGUGCCAGUGUUCUCAGCCCUGCCAAGAGCUCCAUGGCUAGGCGGAGAUCUGUCUCUACGCCUGCCUCCUCCGAAUUUCCACAACUGGAGGUGUCCAACCAACGCAGAAGGUCUAUUGGUCCCCUUCUCAGUCCUCAAACAUCUCUGCCUCAUUCUGACCUUACCCACUCAUCUUCGGGAUCCUUGCUCUCAAAAAUCAAGGAGGACUAGUCUUAUCUUUUGAUAAUACAAAUAAAGACCAUAUAUUUUCUAUGUAAAAGUUGCAUCAAGUGUAUUUCCUUCAAACGGAUAGUCAGGACAAGUCAGCACAAACAACCACAGUACAGAUGUGAAUGUGGAAAGCCUUUUUUAAACAUGUCUGAUCAUUCACCAGAAGGGGGAACCACUGACCAAUACGGAACACUGCUAGCAGCUCUAUUAUGGUGACAUA
Molecule: messenger RNA, 3229 nt
Organism: Oncorhynchus nerka (sockeye salmon)
Lineage: Eukaryota; Metazoa; Chordata; Actinopteri; Salmoniformes; Salmonidae
Product: regulator of G-protein signaling protein-like
Source: RefSeq, a predicted model, not a curated record